AUGGCGGAGGCGGCGGGAGCGGGGCCGCCGCUCGGCGCGCCCGUGCCGCGGCCGCCGCCGGCCGCCUUCUUCGGGGCCGUGGCGCCGGGCAACCCGGUGAUCGACACCUUCGAGGCCGAGCUGCGCGACGUCCUGGGCUUCCUGCGGCGCCUCAGGGGCGCGGCGGAGGCCGAGCCGCGGGAGCACGACCUGCACCGCCGCGGAGCAAACACUUUGUUUAAUAUUUGGAUCAAAUAUAAGCCUCGACUGCCGGACUGGUAUUACAAUGAAAAACUUCUGAAAGUUGGCGAUUCCCUUGCUCAGAUCAAAGAGUAUAAAUUGGCACUUUUGCAGUGCUAUGGAAGAUAUCUUCAGCAGUUCAUUUCUGUAAACCUUGAUGAAAUCAUAGAUGAUGUGAAUCAAUUUAAAUCUACCUUUUUCCCAAAUGGUUUCAGAGAUAAAAACGCAGCACUUACGUUCCAUGCUUUGCAAGAGAGGAAUGUUUGCAUUUAUCAGAUGGUUUGUGUCAGUGACAGAAAUCUCCAGAAUCAAGAGUCCCUGCAGACUUGUUUCAAUAUCUUGUCCUCGUUACGGCUCACCAUGCAAGUGGCUCUACCUCAGGAGAAUUUGUGUUGGCUUAUCUACAAUGGUACUAUUCAUAUUUACAUGAUAUGCAGACAUUUGAUGAUGAUAGGUCACUCUGCUAAGGUGCUGGAAUACUUACUGUGGGCCAGUGUCUGUAUGGAAUCAUCCAUUCCACUUUUAUGUGUACACUAUUUGACAUGGAGAGCCACUCUUUAUACUGCAGUUUCUCAGUGUUAUUAUGAUUGUCAAGACAGCAUUAAUGGAGAGAUAUUUGCUCGCCGUGGCCUAAUGAAAAUUGAUGAACUCAAGCAACUUGAAAAUAUCAGUUCUUCUCCUGGAAAUUUAGAAACCAAAAAGAUUUUUAGAGAGGCCACCAUAAAGAUGACAGUAAUGAUUUUCAAAAGAUUAGUGUAUGAAUCCAGAAGAAAACCCAAAAGCUACUUCCGUCCUAAGUUACGAGUUAACCUAAAAGAAGCACAAAAUUUACCAUGGCCUCGCACCGCUACCGAACGGCUCCUGAUGGAAAUGUUUGAUGGUCCCGCAGCGCAGUUCCUUGCCAUUCUGGAAGCUCUGUCUGAUAGCAGCAGGCCCGUCUUGCGCCCUGCUCCACCUGUUCCUGAUGAAAUAGAAAUUCGUGAUGUGGUUUCUGAGCUUUUUUUUGCAGGCAUAGGAAUCCUUUCAGGUAAAAGAAGACACUGCACCGAUCAUUUUGGGAUAAGUGCAUCGUCAACCCUCUUGCAGUUGUUAUUAAAAGGAGAAAAUGCUGUGUCUGGAGAUGCUGCUGUGAAAUUUGUAAAAUUAGCUUUCAGCUAUGAAGAGUGGGAUGUGUUUGAUUCUUCUAUUGAAUUAGUUAUUAGUUUUCUUCAGGGUCAGGAUGAUCCAAGAUGGAAGAAAGCAGAAAUGGAACUCAAACUGCUUACAGUGAUGCAACCUUUAGUGUUUCCAAGAAAAGUGAAACAUGCUUUUGCAGUUAGUGAAAAUAAUACCAGAGAAGCUGCCAUGCCUUAUGGUUCUGGAAAGAAACAGACAUUAAGAAAAGGAUCUCUAAAGCAUGGAGAGCCAUCUGAUGAUCUUAUCGUUUUGGCAACAACAGUGUUUUCCUGUAUCUGUACAGCUAAGCAGAAUCUCCAACCUGAUAAAGAAAUACUUGUUGAUGUAAUAACAUUUUUGUGGCAGAAGUGUAAAGCAGGACUUCAGCGAAUCCAAAUGAGUGGAAGUGACUAUUUAAAAUAUAUCCACAAAUACAAAGCUUACAAAUGGGUUCAUGUACUUUGGAUAAUAAAUGAAGUAAUUCAGAAGAGUAGCAUAAUAGACACUAAUGUUGUAAUGCUAGCAGAGAUAACCUUACGCCUAACUGCAAUACUGGAAAACGUAGCGGAUUGUGCAAAUAAAUCUGGGAAAAAAACAGAAAUACGUGCCUCUGUCUCACAAGAUGAAACCCGUGACAUUCCUGAAAUACUGAUGAGAAGUUCUAUAGAACAAUUGCAAGCUGCUUAUGAAAGUCUUGAAAAAGCAAUUAAUGGUAUGAACACAUGUCGCUUAAUGACUCUUCUGCCAGAUGGAAAAUCAAUAUUUGAUACCUGCUGUACAAAGGUGGACCUAGAUGGCCAGAAUUUGAAUUCUUUGGGCAGGGAUAAUGAUAAGCCAGAAACAGGUACUGGUUUUGUAAUAGAUUUGCACUUGGAACUUAUUCAGGCCCAGCAUCGAGUAGCUGUGAAACUUCUUAAACUGACAGAAGGUGUUCAAAAGGAUGACAGAAAUCUGAAGUGCCACAGAUCCCAUGGGAAGAAUAUAAAAGAUUGUCCUUAUUUAACAGAGGCAGUUAUAAUGAAAAAAAUAAAAAAGAAUAAAUUAUCCAAAGCAAUCUUUUUGAUGCAAAAGGCCUCACAGAUGUUCCCUAGCGACUUAACCACCUCUUCUCAAAGGCAUUUACUUGAGGAAGUACUAACUUUAAUCAAACAAGUUGAAGCUGAACAAAGCGCAUUGUAUCACAGUCUAAAAGAAGUUAUGAACAGUAAGAAGAAAAGCAAAAUUCCUCCUCCUCCUAUAUUACUUUCUAGAUCUCAUUGCUCCAUGAUAUUUAAACCAGCCCCAUUCUCUUCAGAUGAUCAGGUUUCAUGGUACAGUAUUUUGGGCUGUGUAGCAACAGGAAGUAAUAUGAAAGUAAGGUUAAAUAACAAUAAACUUCCAAAUGCAGGAGAAGAGAUACCAGCUGAUGGGAAAAGCUUCUUGGAAAUACAAGGCCUUGAUCCCAAUGAAAAGUACAUAUUUGCAGUUGCCGCAUAUUCUUCUGAUGGAAAACUUAUUGGUGAUGCUAUUGGGGAAAUGACCAAACCAAUCCUUGCUUAUCCACCUCUUUCUGCUGCUACUGUUCGAGCCUAUCUAACUCAGGUAGCCUACCAGACUGGCAAUUAUACAUUAGCUCGAGAAGCAUUUACACCAAUAUGGGAUUAUUUUGUUUCAGAUUCUUCUCCACUGCCUGCCAAUAAAGCUGUUAUUUCUGCAAGCAGUAAUUUAACUAUAUCUGAAAACAGACUAUGUUUUGAGGCUUUAUCUCAGACCUCUCCUAUUGCCUUGCAACUCUUCCUGAGGAAUAUAUUUGCUAUUACUGAUAUAAAUAUUAUGGAAAGAGCACUAUUCUGUGAUUCCAUCUGUACCAAUGAGAUACUUUAUGAGAAACAAGUUGAUAGAUUAGCAGAAUGUAAAAGAAUGAUUGUGGCAAUUGAACUUAGUAAUUGGUUAAAUGAUCCAAACGGUGCCCUGCAGGCUGUUGUACAAUGUUAUGGUCUCCUUGCUCCAAUUAUUUAUCACAAGAUUUCUUCAGUAGCAGUAGUUCAGAUCCUCAUUAAGUGCUUGGCAGUCCUUCAAGAAGUUCCAAGUGCUACUUUGCAAAGAAAACACGCGGGAUGUUAUGAGAGUAUCCAGCAUAUGAUAGCUUGUACUUCAUUUUAUACAGCAAAGGUACUACGUUCAUGGAAAGAAUAUGAACUGGCAGUAAUUGUUGUUAACUACGGCAAAAAAUUGCUGAGUUCCCUACAGUCAACUUCAUUGUACCAGUCAGGAGCAACAAAAACUGAAGAAACAUCCGCUAAGACAGACUUUGAAAACACUUCUGCAAAGAUAUCUCAGUUAGCUGCAAUGGAAAAAGCAGCAGAAAAUCUAAAUGCACUUGAAUCAAAUCUACUUAAACUGACUAAACCCGUACCUGCAUCAGAGCUUACAGGACAGGAAGAUCCUUUGUUCCUCUACCCUAUAAUUUCAUGUUGGACAACAAAGAAUGCUUAUCGAGAAGUGAUGAAAUUCAGAAAGAAAUCUCGUUUUCUUGAGUACUUUGUUCAAGUUUUGCACAAACUCCUGAAUGAAGAGAAGUUUCAAAAAUGUCUGGAGUGGACAGACAACGUGCAGCAUUACUUAAAAAUGAGGAAUGACUACCUUCUCGGUAUUGAAGGAACUUUAAGAAGAGAAACAAGUUUUCUUUCUGUUCACGAAAGCCCAAGGAGACACACUUCAGCUCUUCUGGACUUUCACAGAAGCUUGGAGAUCACACCUUCUAAGAAACUAGAGACAUCAUCUUUGAAGAUACCAAGAAAAGAAGUUUGUAGCCCUGUUAAAAAAGUGCAGACUCUUAGACAGUAUUUGGUGAAAUAUCCAAACAUAAUGAAAUAUCCAGAAGCGCGAAGGCAGCACAGAGAGGAGUUACAAAAGGUAGCUCGUCACACCUUGGUUGUAUUCCUGAAACCGCUUGUGACUAGUUUCUUAAAUCGAAGGAAGCUUCAUCAAGCAUAUAUUGAGGAGAUGCCCUGGAGGUCUCAGAUGAAUAUUUAUCUGGCAAUCAUACACUAUAACUUGUUUAAGAAGAAGUUGGGAGAGCAACACGAUGUCGGAAUUUGUGUUUCACAGCAUCACAACAGUUACAGUGUUCUGGACCCUGAAAUAUUCUCAUUAAGUUAUUCUGGCACUGUGGUGGUAAAAGAAGUCAUGGAGGAUAACAUAAAACCAACUCCUCUUCUCCUUAAGAAGUCACAUUCAGAAAUGAUCAAAAAAAAAACUUAUACAGCUAAAUCUUCUGAGCACAGCUCUAAAUCAAGCGAGACAGAUGAUACUCUUCAAACUCAAACGACGAAUGAGUCAUAUUCAGAAAUGUCCAUCUCAUUUUCCCCCAAAGAGCAUGACCAGUUUCCGACAAAAAGUGCAUUUUCAGACCAUUUUAUAAAAAUAUUUCUUCAUUUAAGAAGAGCAGUGGUUCUUGCUCAUCGUGGUGGCCACUGGACGUUGCUUCAAAAUGCUUGCCGAGAACUUUGGAACUACGCUCAAGAAGCACAAUCGAUUGCUAAACAUUCCCAUUCCCAUCCAGGUUUUACCAGAGAUUUUGUUAGGGACACCAUCUGGCUGCCAUUUUAUUUGGCAUCAGACAUGAUCAUUGACAUGAUAACUGAGCUACAAUCAAGUAAUUCUCUUAAGGUUAUGGAUCCUGAAGGAGAUUUCUGCAUUCCUAGUUGUUUAGGAGGUAUUACUGAUGAGAAUGGUGGUUCUAAUCUCCACCCACAGUCUCCUCUGGAUGAUGUGAAUUUGAUUGAUUUGAGGUGGAUAUGUAAUCUGGUCCUUAAAACAAUCGAACUGUUAUAUCAAAUGAAGAAGUGGGAAGCACUGAUACACAUAGCUGUACAAUUUAACGUAUUUACACAUGAGAGAUAUACAGAACAAGUGAGUCCACUGUUGGUGUAUGCUCAGAGGCAGCUGCUAGGAAGGAUACAACAAUUCAGUGGCCUUCAUAACCCUAAAUCACAUUUCAUAAAAUAUCUGACUGAUAAUACAGACAAGAUGAGCUGCAGAAACUACAUAGGGAAUCAGCUGCCUCUUGUCCAUGCACCUUGUGAAAAGAUCUUUCCUGGAUGCUUUUCCUCUCCUGCGAUGAAGAAUUAUUAUAUAGGUUAUACUCAAGCAAAAUGCCUGGUUUAUGUACCCCUUGAUGUGAAUGACACACUGAAAUGUUUUAGAGAAACUCUAGAAAAAUCUAAAUAUCACAGCAGAGCACUGAGACACAGCAGAAAACUACUUGCAUUAUUUCUUGCACACACACAAGAAAAUGUCGGAAGAACAAUCAGUCAGAUCUCUUCAAAAAGAAGGCUGAAAUUUAGUGUGGGAGCUGAGCUGACAUUUCUGCCGACACCAUGUGACCUUUCUCAAGAAAAUUUUAAUUUCUCCAAUAUGGUUGAGAGAAAACCAAUACCACAGUCACAGCUUUCAGUCAUUAUUUCUUCCUAUGAAAAAACAAUUGAAAUCCUGGAAAUAAAUAACCAGAGAGACCUCAAGGUUCAGGCUCUACAUGAACUUGGAAAUCUUCACUUCUAUGCUGGAAACAAAAGAGCUGCUUUUAAAUAUUGGUGUCAAGCCCUUGAUGGAACGCUCAACAUUGCUGAUGCUCUAAACAACUGGCAGGAAUUAGGUGUUUCAAAAAAUGCUACAGACUGUCUUGCAAAUGGAAGAUCUACUGAUAUAAGUCAGAAAUUCCUAUCUCAGGCUGGAAUUUGGGGAUGUUUACAUGCAGCAGUUUUAGCAGCUAAGAUAGCCCAGUAUAUCAUAACAUCAAAGAUGAGAUUAAGAGCUAAGUGCUGCUAUUUUUCUUCUCUGCUCUUUAAGGCCCUGUUUAGAGCUUCUCUUCCACAUCCCAUGUCUGACUGUGAAUAUGCACAAUACGAAAUAAAUACACUUAUUCCUGGCAUUGACUUAUUCUCUGAUCGCUACAGAGCUGAUAUCUCCACUGUAAUUGCAAGCCUGAAUUUUCUUAUGUUUGAGUUACAUUGUGCAAAACAAAAUUUAACAAUCUUACCACUAUUCACAUUAUAUGAAUACUUUGUUUCUGAGAUUUGUCAAGACCCAGCUAAAUGUAUUGAAGGAAGAAUCUUAAAGAUUAAAGUACUUACAGAUAUAGGAUUUUUUACAGAGGCCUUUCAUGAAUUGUCUUUGCUUAAUUGUGGUGAAAGAAUUCCGUGGAAAAUACCUGCAGGCUAUAAGCCAACUGAACAAAAGAAGGCCUCUCAGAAAUUUGACACCUCAAAAUCUCCCCUGGUUGUUACAAAUUUACAGGUAUUGGAAGACAUAUUUAACUGGAGUCUGUCUUUAGCAAUAGUUCCACUGUGCAACCAACAAAUUAUGAAUAAAUUAACCUUAGCCAAAAUGCAUUUCAUUAUUUCUCUUUCUGCUACAAUAAAUGAUAUACCUGAGAAAGUGGAAAAAUACACCUAUUCUACUGAUAACAGAAGCUUGAGGAGGCCAAGAAGAAUUAUGAUGUCAAGUACCAAAGUCAAUACUGUCAAGAAUUCUAGAAAACGAGAACCAAGAGGCACAAUGGUGCAGCUGGUUGACUGUAAAGGUGAAUUAAACAUGGCCAUGCUUAAGGGGAUCUUACUGACAGAAGCUGAAGACAGUCUUAAGUGUCUUGUGCAGAGCAUUCAGGACAAACACGAUGGGAAGAUUUCCUGUUGUUCUGCUGAGGAAUUAGAGGUUGUUAUUGAGGCCACGCUUCAACUUGCAGCUAUUUGUCAGCAAAGGCAUCAAGCGGCUUUCAGUGUUGCUUUGGCUUUCUCUGCAAUUCGAUUUCUCCAAGAUGCAAGCUUUUUUAGGACGAAAACGACCCAUUUUCAAGAAAAAAUACAUGGAAAGGAGUAUUUGGAUUCUUGCACUGAAGAUGUUCGGCUGCCUCACAGUGUGAUAGCACAAGAUCACCUGAACACCCGCCUGUGGCUGAGGUGCCGUGCAAUGUUAGCCUCUGCACUAGUAACACAUAUACAUGGAGCUGGUGAUAUGGAAGAAAAUGAUAUGGUGGAACACAAAACUCUGAUAAGAGAAGUGUUACUAGAAACAGAAACCUUUGAUGAUAUUGAGACUCAGGCUGAUAUGAUGGUGCAAGCUGCUAUUCUUGACCUGCAAGAAAGACAUCCCAUCGCAGAAAUUAAACAACUUCUGCAGAAUAUUGUAAGUUUGCUCCAAGAAGAGACAUGCAUUUCCCCUCCAGCCUCUUUGACCCUUGUGAAAACUAUGCUCCUUCUGGCAGACAUACUGGCACAGCAAACAGAAGAGGACACAGAACGUCACUGCUCCACAAUGGAACCAUUAAACUUACUAACUUUGGCACAUGAACUUACUGUUAAAGCAAUAUUUCUAUGUGGAGAACCAAUCGAACAGCACAAAGAAGACGCUACACUUAUGUGUCCUGUCUUACCUCCAAAAAAUAUCUACUUGCCACAUAUCAACUUGCUAGCCCAAGUCAAAAUGAGAAUUGGAUGCACAUUAGCUGAAAAAAUAGCUUGUACAUCUGAAAGAGGAGAUCCACUGCAAUGGCUACGUGCUCUCAAACAUUUAGAAACCGCAUUGGAGCUUUGCAGGGCAUCUGCAACAAAAAAAAUGGAUAUGGAAGCUGAACUUCUUUUUCAGAUAGGUAAGGUUGAGCGCCAGAUAACUGAAGCAGGUCAUAACAAGUCACAGUUAGCUGUUGAGAACCUCUCAGAUGCUAUAAAAAUGAGCCAGCACCAUGAUCAAAACUACGAGUUAAUAAGGAGAUCAUACCUUGAAAUAGCACUGCUAUAUUUGCAUUUUGCCAAAAAUAAAGAGUAUGGGUCACAGACAGAUAAGAUGGAGCCUUCCAAAUCAUGGGUAUCUUCUGAAGAACAGUUUUCUCCUGACAAAGCACCGAUAUCAUCAGAAGGCUCUAAAGCAAAGGCCUGGAUUGCAAUAAGAGCAGCCACACAGGUCAGUGAAGCUGUGCUUGCUUCUCAGCUAUUAAUUGGAAGAAAGAGUGUUAAAGAACACAAUGUGGGGGAUACAGCGCAGCAGAAAAUCCCUGAAUUUGCUUCCAUGGAUCUUCUUGCUUCAUACAGAGAUUUCCUAUCUGUUGCAGAUGGAUACAACAUUGUCUUUAGAAGUCCCACAGCAGCUGAAAACAAAACAAGCAGGACCAGAAGUGAAGAACCAGCCUGUCUUGCCACUGAGGCCAUAACAUGGGUUCACUUGAUUCGUUACCACAUUUAUUUAAAAAGACUUUACAACACAAACCCUCUAUUUGGGCCUCGAUCGUCUUCUAGAAGAGACGGACACUUUAGUUCUGUUUUUGACACGGCGAUUGUUCUACGCAUAGCAGAAAUGCACAGCUUCCUUAAAAAGCAUUUGGUGGAAUAUUCAACGUGUUGUCUUGAGGACUGCCCAAAUGAGCUAUGCUGUGUAGAAAUGCUGCUUCAUAUUCCAACUGAUCCUUCAAAGAUGACUCGUGAAAGUACUGGAAUUUCACCAAAGUUUCCACGUGUGAGAAUAGCUACUUCUGUUCCUGUCAUCACUGAGACAGAGAGUCAGACAGAGAGCAGGGCAGCAAAUGCUUCAAAUAAGCAGCUUAGUGUUCAGUGGUACAUUCCUUCUCUGGCAAAGCCAUCGGAUGAUGCAGAAGCUAAGGUUUUGCUCCUUUACGCUUACAAUAUGAAGCCUGUCAAGAUUAGCAACAUGAGGAUUUUUAGUUCAGUAUCUGUAUUUUCAGGCUACUUGUGGAUCCCACUGGCUAGAAUACUUUCCUUACAGGAAGAAUUAUCUCAUCUGAAGCAGCAAGUUGAAAUUCUGAUGCAAGGCUCUAAAAGUUUGUCUUCAGUCUCAGAAACUGCAACCUUUCCUGAACAAAGUGAAACCCUGCAAAUAAUUCCUUCCACAAAAGCCAAAAUGAAUAUUGCAAAGGUGCAUCUGGAUGAAAAAACAGAAGAAAUGGCUAAAAGGUGUUUGUCGGAAGUACAAGCUCUGCUCUCUGUUGUUCCAGCUCUGUCACCGCCGUUAACUGAGGUCCCAUUCGAUAUCACUCUGCAAUCAGUAGCAGCUUUGGCAAGCAUGUUUGAUCCUGCCAGUGGGUGUGUAAUAACCGAAGAAAGUCUUUUCACUUGGAUCACAUCUCUGCUCCAGUAAUUGCUGGGUUUGCAAUAACUUAAUCAUUUGCUUAAUACCGUAGAUUUAGGCUUAAGUGCUGGGGUGGUGAAGCAAUGGGAAGUUUGCCACUGACUCCAUUCAUCACACCA
Molecule: messenger RNA, 9611 nt
Organism: Nothoprocta perdicaria
Lineage: Eukaryota; Metazoa; Chordata; Aves; Tinamiformes; Tinamidae
Gene: CFAP54
Product: cilia and flagella associated protein 54
Exons: 69
Coding region: 1-9501 (3166 amino acids)
Biological process (GO): cilium assembly
Source: RefSeq, a predicted model, not a curated record